Messenger RNA from Peromyscus eremicus (cactus mouse), 2020 nucleotides. It is a transcript of the gene Nr4a3, whose product is annotated as nuclear receptor subfamily 4 group A member 3. Gene Ontology annotation, cellular component: transcription regulator complex; nucleus. Gene Ontology annotation, biological process: cellular response to corticotropin-releasing hormone stimulus; regulation of transcription by RNA polymerase II. NCBI's taxonomy places the organism in Eukaryota, Metazoa, Chordata, Mammalia, Rodentia, Cricetidae. The record is from RefSeq and is a predicted model, not a curated record. Bases 25 to 1923 code for a protein of 632 amino acids. The transcript is spliced from 7 exons. Gene Ontology annotation, molecular function: nuclear glucocorticoid receptor binding; nuclear receptor activity; zinc ion binding.
UCAAUCAGAUUUGGAAAUGUGGAUAUGCCCUGCGUGCAAGCCCAAUAUAGCCCUUCGCCUCCGGGGUCCACUUACGCCACGCAGACGUAUGGCUCGGAAUACACCACAGAAAUCAUGAACCCCGACUACGCCAAGCUGACCAUGGACCUCGGUAGCACAGGGAUCAUGGCCACCGCCACGACGUCCCUGCCCAGCUUCAGUACCUUCAUGGAGGGCUACCCCAGCAGCUGCGAACUCAAACCCUCCUGCCUGUACCAAAUGCCGCCUUCCGGGCCGCGACCUUUGAUCAAGAUGGAAGAGGGCCGUGAGCACGGCUACCACCACCACCACCACCACCAUCACCAUCACCACCACCAUCACCAGCAGCAGCAGCAGCAGCAGCCGUCCAUUCCUCCUUCCUCUGGCCCCGAGGACGACGUAGUGCCCAGCACUUCCAUGUACUUCAAACAGUCUCCGCCGUCCACGCCGACCACGCCAGGCUUCCCCCCGCAGGCGGGGGCGCUGUGGGACGACGAGCUGCCCUCUGCGCCUGGCUGCAUCGCACCGGGCCAGCUGCUCGACCCGCAGAUGAAGGCGGUGCCCCCAAUGGCUGCAGCGCGCUUCCCGCUCUUCCACUUCAAGCCCUCGCCGCCGCACCCUCCCGCGCCCAGCCCAGCGGGCGGCCACCACCUCGGCUACGACCCCACAGCCGCCGCUGCGCUCAGCCUGCCCCUGGGAGCCGCGGCUGCUGCCGCGAGCAGCCAAGCUGCUGCGCUCGAGGGCCACCCGUACGGGCUCCCGCUGGCCAAGAGGACGGCCGCGCUGACCUUCCCACCGCUGGGCCUCACAGCCUCCCCUACUGCGUCCAGCCUGCUGGGAGAGAGCCCCAGCCUGCCAUCGCCACCCAACAGGAGCUCAUCAUCCGGCGAGGGCACGUGUGCGGUGUGCGGGGACAAUGCCGCCUGCCAGCACUACGGGGUCCGCACCUGCGAGGGCUGCAAGGGCUUCUUCAAGAGAACGGUGCAGAAAAAUGCAAAAUAUGUUUGCCUGGCAAAUAAAAACUGCCCAGUAGACAAGAGACGUCGAAAUCGAUGUCAGUACUGCCGAUUUCAAAAGUGUCUCAGUGUCGGGAUGGUGAAAGAAGUCGUGCGUACAGAUAGUCUGAAAGGGAGGAGAGGCCGGCUGCCUUCCAAACCAAAGAGCCCGCUACAGCAGGAGCCCUCGCAGCCUUCCCCGCCACCCCCUCCGAUCUGCAUGAUGAAUGCCCUUGUCCGAGCUUUAACAGAUGCAACACCCAGAGAUCUUGAUUAUUCCAGAUACUGUCCCACUGACCAGGCCACUGCCGGCACAGAUGCUGAGCACGUGCAGCAGUUCUACAACCUCCUGACGGCCUCCAUUGACGUGUCCAGAAGCUGGGCAGAAAAGAUCCCAGGAUUCACUGAUCUCCCCAAAGAAGAUCAGACGUUACUUAUAGAAUCAGCCUUUUUGGAGCUGUUUGUUCUCAGACUUUCCAUCAGGUCAAACACUGCUGAAGAUAAGUUUGUGUUCUGCAAUGGACUUGUCCUGCAUCGACUUCAGUGCCUUCGUGGAUUUGGAGAGUGGCUCGACUCCAUUAAAGACUUUUCUUUAAAUUUGCAGAGCCUGAACCUUGAUAUCCAAGCCUUAGCCUGCCUGUCAGCACUGAGCAUGAUCACAGAGCGACAUGGGUUAAAAGAACCAAAGAGAGUGGAGGAGCUAUGCAACAAGAUCACAAGCAGCUUAAAGGACCACCAGAGGAAGGGGCAGGCCCUCGAGCCCACCGAGCCCAAGGUCCUUCGCGCACUGGUGGAACUGAGGAAGAUCUGCACCCAGGGCCUGCAGCGCAUCUUCUACCUGAAGCUGGAGGACUUGGUGGCCCCACCUUCUAUCAUCGACAAGCUCUUCCUGGACACCCUGCCUUUCUGAGCAGGGAACCCCUUGCUCUGCUGGCAUCUGAUCAUUAAGCUAGCAAAAGGAUGGUUCUGAACACCCGCCCCUCCGUCCUUCCUUCAGGGGAAAAGCA